Messenger RNA from Megalobrama amblycephala (Wuchang bream), 1472 nucleotides. Its product is annotated as deoxynucleoside kinase. NCBI's taxonomy places the organism in Eukaryota, Metazoa, Chordata, Actinopteri, Cypriniformes, Xenocyprididae. Gene Ontology annotation, biological process: nucleobase-containing compound metabolic process. Gene Ontology annotation, cellular component: cytoplasm; mitochondrion. Bases 165 to 959 code for a protein of 264 amino acids. Gene Ontology annotation, molecular function: deoxyguanosine kinase activity; ATP binding. The transcript has 7 exons. The record is from RefSeq and is a predicted model, not a curated record.
GAGCCCCUCCCCGCGCCUCUGACCAUGUGAAGUCUUGCCGCGAAUUUCAAGCAGAAAACUGUUAGGCGCGCACGGGAACAUUUAAGCUGGUCUUACAGACUUUUAAAAAUAUAUAUAAAACAAAUCAAGUGGUUUGUUUAUUUAUUUAAGUAUUUUAUACGAUAAUGGCUACUCCUCCCAAAAGAUUUUGCUCAAGCUUCGACGCUGACCUCAGCUUCGAAAAAAGGGCAUUGAAGGUCUCGAUAGAGGGAAACAUUGCGGCAGGGAAGUCAACUUUAGUGCGCUUGCUGGAGCGGGCGUCAGAGGAAUGGGAAGUCAUACCAGAGCCCAUUGGGAAGUGGUGCAAUGUACAAACCACAGAGAACGAGUACGAGGAGCUCAGCACGUCCCAGAAGAGUGGAGGCAACCUGCUGCAGAUGUUAUAUGACAAGCCCAGUCGCUGGUCUUACACUUUCCAGACCUACGCCUGCCUGAGUCGUGUCCGUUCACAGCUUCAGCCUCCUUCUGCCAAACUUCAGCAGGCAGAGAAACCAGUCCAGUUCUUUGAGCGUUCUGUCUAUAGUGAUCGAUAUGUGUUUGCCUCCAACCUCUUUGAGUCUGGAGAUCUAAAUGAGACCGAGUGGGCCAUCUACCAAGACUGGCAUUCGUGGCUCCUCACUCAGUUCGAGUCCCAGAUUGAGCUGGACGGCAUGAUCUAUCUUCGUGCUAAUCCAGAGAGGUGUAUGCAGCGUCUUCAGUUCCGAGGGCGAGAGGAGGAACAGGGGAUUCCACUGGAUUACCUGGAGAAGCUGCAUUAUAAGCAUGAGUGUUGGCUGUACAACCGAACCACAAAGUUGGAUUUUGAGUAUCUUAAAGACCUGCCAGUACUGGUCCUGGAUGUUAAUGAGGAUUUUAAAAAUGACAGAAUUAAGCAAGAAGGUGUAAUUGACAAGGUGAAGGAGUUUCUGAGCAACCUGUAGACUAUAUAAAUUGAUCUGUGUGAAUCAUGUAAACUGGUGAUUCCUCACUAGUAUGCCUCUGGUCAUUUAAAUGAAUUUAUUAUUGUAUUUUAUUAUUAUUAUUUUUUUUCAUUUAUUUUUUUAUUUUUUUUUAGCUUUUUAAAUGUAAAUUUUUUUUUUAUUAUUUUUUUAUAAAUACUUAGCUUGUUGUACAUAUGUAUCUCGUUGUAUAAAAUUAAAAAUCUAAUUUAAAAAAAAAAGAAAAAGAUUUGAACUCUUCUGUAAUGGAAACUGAAGCAGGACAGGACAUCAAAUAUAAAGUGCAGGACAUUUUGGGACAAAUAACAGUAAAAUUUUAAACCACUGGCUUUAAGUGCAGAGAUGAAUAUUUAUAUGAGUUUUGUCAUUAGGUCUGAAGACUGUUCUAUAAGGAAAAAGAUGAAAGUUAAUAUUACGAGGUUAUUAAAAAAAAAUAAAAAAUUGAUUUACCCAACUGAAAAAGUUGUGGCAAUAAAUAAAAUCUCAAAAAAGCAA